Cinara cedri is the source of this 4490-nucleotide messenger RNA. The record is from the annotation of a GenBank genome assembly. NCBI's taxonomy places the organism in Eukaryota, Metazoa, Arthropoda, Insecta, Hemiptera, Aphididae.
UUAACCGCUAUGUAACCACAAGAUUCAGAUAAUCAUAGCAGUGAAUUUUGUUUUUGGAAGUCACGUUUCACGGUGAUCUGUAAAGACGUUUAUUUCGUUUAUUUUUAUUUAAAAUCCUGAGAUCAACCCAAAAUGGCGUUACACGUUCCGAAAGCUCCGGGUUUCCAACAAAUGUUAAAGGAUGGUGCCAUGGUAAGUAUUCUAUGAAAACAACUUGGUACAGGUGUAGUUUACUGACUUUUCGGUAUUGUCGAAUCGUUCUAGCAUCUUUCCGGUCUCGAAGAAGCGGUGUACCGUAAUAUCGCAGCCUGCAAACAAUUCUCCGACACCGUUAAGACAGCAUAUGGCCCGAAUGGCAUGAACAAAAUAGUAAUAAACCACAUUGACAAAUUAUUUAUUACCAAUGACGCUGCCACCAUCGUCAAAGAGCUUGAUGUAAGUGUUUUUUAAAUUUCUAUUACUGAAAAGCCAAUAACUUUUUUUUUUUAUAAUUCAACUUUGUACAGAUUGAACAUCCGGCAGCUAAAAUCAUUGUGUUCGCAUCCGAGAUACAAGAACAAGAAGUUGGCGAUGGAACUAACUUUGUUGUAAUUUUUGCUGGAGCACUGCUGGAACAGGCCGAACAUUUAUUGAAGAUGGUUUGUACAACUGGUGUUUUUUAAAUAUUUGUAUUAAUUAUUCAUCUCAGCAGUACUUAAUUUACAUUUUAUUGUAGGGUUUAACUCCAGUUGAGGUAUGCGAAGGUUUCCAGAUAGCUCUAGAAAAAACUCUUGAAUUAUUACCUACACUGACUUAUCAUGAAAUCAAAGAUAUCAAGAAUAAUGCUGAACAACAAGUAAUAAUGCAAGCUGUAAAGUCUUCCAUUAUGAGCAAACAAUAUGGCCAAGAGCAGUUCAUCACAGAUCUAGUUCUAAAAGCAUGUUGUAAGUAUGCUUAAUAUUGUUUAAAAACGUGUUUAAGGAAAUUGCUGAUGGUGUAUAUUUAUGUCGAUUUAGACUUUGAAUCCAGACAAAGCUAUAGAAAUUGUAGAUAGAUUAAAAUUUUGAAAACAAAUUAUGAUUCUUUUAGUUGAAAAUAAAAAUUGAAUUAUUUUAUUGAAAAUCCUGAAAAAACAUGCUUUUCAAAAAUGUACUUUGCCUUUUACCUGUGAUAAAGAAAAUUAAAAGUAAAAAUAAUUCUAUUGUUUCCUAGUGAGAAACUCGAAAAAUUCUAAAAAGUUUUUAAUAUUGAAAUCUAUCAAAUGCAUUUGCUAUAAUUUUGCUGGUUUUUCGGUCUAAAAUGUUUUAUAGGUCACCAAAGCUUCAGCUUUCUCUUUAAUUAUUUUAGGAAAUGAUUACGAAUAUAAUUUUUUUUUUUUUGUUUAGCUUCAAUUCUUCCAGAGAAAACUACAUUCAAUGUUGAUAAUAUAAGAGUUUGCAAAAUUUUGGUAAUUAUAAAAUUAUUCAAUAAUAUAUAUAUUUAUGAAAUUUGAUUAUAUAAUACAUUUUUAGUCAGAUAAAUCAAAAAAAAAGUAUACAAUUUUUUUUUUACAAACAUCUCAACAUACCUAAAUAGUGUACUAAAGUAGAAAACCAAAAUUAAUUUUCGUUUUAAACUACAAACUAUGAUAAUUUGUAACUAUACAUAAGUUGGAUGUUUACAGUUUCACUGAUUCAUCACAUUACCUUUCAAAUGCUCUUUCUCGUUUUACAUAGCUAGGAUUUAUACUGGCGUAUGAGAUUUGAGUGUAUAUAUGUGUGUGUGAUAAGUUAGGUUAGAUAGGUUUGGAUAAGUGGAUAGGAUAGGGUAUAAUAUCGGAAGUCCCUUACAUUCAAUAUGUGUUGCAGGUGAUCAUAAAAAAAAAUGAAUAAUAUCUCUUAUUUUGUAAUUGUUACUUUUUCCUAAGGGUUCGAAUUUGUACAAUUCAUCUGUUGUAAAUGGUAUGGUAUUCAAACGUACAAAUGAAGGAGACAUCACUAAACAGACAAAUGCCAAGAUCGCUGUAUACACAUGCCCUAUUGACAUUACUACGACCGAGACAAAAGUAUAAUAAACAAUAUUUAAACACAAACUAUCAGUUUUAUGUUUUUUUUUUUUUUUAUUAUUAUUCUUAUUAUUUUUUUAGGGAACAGUUUUAAUAAAGUCUGCUGAUGAAUUACAAAACUUUAGCCGCGGUGAAGAAAUGGUGCUUGAAGAACAAAUCAAAGCAAUCGCCGAUGCUGGUGUCACUGUAAUAGUCGCCAGUGGGAAAUUUGGCGACAUGGCUCUACAUUAUUUGAAUAAAUACAAAAUUAUGGGUGUUCGUUUAAUGAGUAAAUUUGAUUUAAGACGAUUGUGCAAAUCAGUUUCAGCCACAGCAUUACCCAGACUUGUAAGUAUUCUAGUUCUGAUCUGAAAUCUUAAUUAUAUUUAGCCAAUAUGUUGUUUGGUUUUAUGGGUUUCCAAAAGAAAUUUAAACAACUAAUUGAAUUUAAGUAUCUGUUAUGAUAUACCUUUUCUCCUACAUCAAAGCACUUAUUGUAAUGCUCACUCUUAUCAUUUUUAAAUAUAAUUUUAUUUUUCUUUUGAUUUUUUUCUGUAUAGAAAAACGAGUUAUUGUUAUUUUUCAUAUUUGUAACAAUGACAAUAGCUUUUUGAAUCAAUUUAGAUAAUAUUCUAUUAACUCUUUUUUGAGUCUAGCAGAUAAAAUUAUUAACCUAAUUGUUCUACAGUUUAGUAUUAUAAUAAAAAAAAAACAAUGUAUACAUAUAGCAUUUAUAACUUCUCCAAGUAACCCUAAAUUGUUUAAUAUAGGGGCAUUAGAUGGUUUUAUUGUUUUUUAAAGUUAACUAAUAGUUAGAGACAUUUAUUUAGACACCUCCAAAUAAAGAAGAAAUUGGUUAUGCUGACUGUGUAUAUGUAGAUGAGCUUGGAGACACUUCAUUAGUCGUAUUCCGUUUAGAUGGUAAGGACUCUCGCAUGUCUACAAUUGUUGUACGUGGUGCCACCGACAACUACAUGGAUGAUAUCGAAAGAGCUAUUGAUGAUGGAGUAAACACAUUCAAAGGAAUAACAAGGGUAUGUUUUGAAAAACUUGUGUACAAAUAUCAAUACUUAAAUGAUAUUUUCUUAUUGAAAAUAAUUGAUUUAAUUUUCUAAUUCUAAGUCUGUAAAUUUCAAUGGGAAAAAGUAGUUUUCGUCACUUGUUAAUUUUGUUACGCAUAUUUUAACAUUUUAGUGCAUAUAAAUCCGCGCUUUACUCAUAAUCAAUAACACUUGAUCAGUAACACACUUGUGUAUUGGAAAUAUCCUCGGUAUUUAAAUAUUUUAAAUUUCUCAUAUAGGAUGGAAGAUUACUACCUGGAGCUGGGGCCAUUGAAAUGGAACUCGCUUACCAAGUCGGUUUAUAUGCUGAUACGUUACCCGGACUAGAACAAUACGGUGCUAAACGAUUUGCAAACGCUUUGGAAGGUUUUAUUAAAAUUCUGGCCGACAACACUGGUGUAAAAUCCAACGAAACUCUUGCUGAACUCUAUUCUCAGCACAGUAAAGGCAAUAAAAAUGCCGGUUUUAACAUUGAAGUAUGUAUAUUGUGUGCUUUUUUUUUAUUUUUAAAAUUAAUUUUCAUUUAAUUUUUAGCCAAAGGGAUCGUCAUUAAUAGAUUCCACCAAAGCUGGAAUCUUCGAUUCCUACCUCUCUAAGUUUUGGGGACUGCAAUAUGCAACACAAGCUGCGUGCACAAUUCUAAAAGUUGAUCAAAUCAUAAUGGCCAAACGGGCAGGAGGUCCACAAGCGCCUGGUGGACGUGCACCUGACAACGAUGAUGAUGCAUAAUUUUUCCAAAUCUUUUCAAUUAUUUGCUUAACUAAUUUCAAGUUACUAACUUAAUUUAAAAUUAUAAUAGUAAUAAUAAUAAUAAUACUAAGCAUAUUUUUUACUUGCAAUGUUAAGAAUUCAUUUUAAAAAUUCUAAUAAACCAAUAUAUAAAAUGGUCUUUAAACUUAUUUAAUUACCUUCAAUAUUUUUAUUCUUUCUACAAAUCCAAUAAUCCAAUUGUAUCUUGUAAGUUAUAUAAAAAAAAAAAAAAUAUUUUUUAUAUUAAUUAAUGAAAAUUUGUAUUUAUUUUAUAAAACAUACAUUUGUAUAUAUUUUUUAAUACGAAAAUAAUCUUAAAUAUAAUAAGAAACAAUUAUACAAAAAUUAUAACUUGUGAUAUCAAAAUUGUUAAUUUAUAUUAUCAUUACAAUUUAAAAAAAAAAAAAUUACACUGCACAGUGCACAUAUUAUAAUAUUGUUUGCAUUUUAUUUUAUUAUAACUUUUGGUUUACAUUCAUUCUAAAAAUAAACAUACUUUAUAAUUUUUGAAGUAGUGUAAGCAAUUUUAUGAAUUUCUCACAUGUCUGUAUGUACUCAAUCUGUAUAUUUGGAAUUUCAGUUUUUACUAAACGAUUAGUCAAGCUCACCAUUAUAGAUUCCAUAAUAACUAUUUAUUUUAGUUUAUAUUAUAUUAUUCAUUCUAGAUUAGGCUUUAU